AUGAACUACUCUUCUUCUCCUCCUCUCUCCGACCAACUUCACCUCCUUGAGAAAGUCGAGGUUUUUAAACUCCAUGGACGUGAUAAAGCUCGCCGGAAUGUCCUCCUUAUUGUCGGAAAAUACUUUCCAGCUCGGUUUGUGAGCAGCCAGGCUGUGAAUGUCUAUUUAAAGGACAAGAUUUUCCCCUUCCUCAAAGAUGAUGGGCCUUUCACGGUGGUGUACAUUCACACUGAUGUUCAUUGGACAGAGAAUUUCCCUGGAAUCUCAAAUCUCAAGGCAAUCUAUGAGGCUAUUCCAAUCACCAUUAAGAAAAACAUUGAAGCUGUUUAUUUUCUCCACCCCGGCUUGCAGGCCCGUAUGUUUUUCGCUACCGUCGGUCGCCUCAUGCUCGACGCCGAGUUGUACAACAAGGUGAAAUAUGUGAAAAGAGUGGAGUUUCUUUGGGAAUAUGUUAGAAGGAAAGAGAUGGAGUUACCACAGUUUGUGUAUGAUCAUGAUGAGAAAUUGGAGUUUUGUCCAGUGAUGGACUCUGAUUUAGAGAAUGAUUAUCUCAGGCUCUUCUCCCCCUCGCCAUCUGUGGAUGCUGCGGUUUCUACAUACUCCAUGAGGUGUUUUGCUUGA
Molecule: messenger RNA, 621 nt
Organism: Benincasa hispida (wax gourd)
Lineage: Eukaryota; Viridiplantae; Streptophyta; Magnoliopsida; Cucurbitales; Cucurbitaceae
Source: RefSeq, a predicted model, not a curated record